Messenger RNA from Cololabis saira (Pacific saury), 3024 nucleotides. RefSeq names its product 5-hydroxytryptamine (serotonin) receptor 2B, G protein-coupled (gene htr2b). Gene Ontology annotation, cellular component: plasma membrane; dendrite. Gene Ontology annotation, biological process: heart development; regulation of behavior; smooth muscle contraction. The record is from RefSeq and is a predicted model, not a curated record. The coding region runs from base 775 to 2190 and encodes 471 amino acids. The transcript has 4 exons. Gene Ontology annotation, molecular function: G protein-coupled serotonin receptor activity; neurotransmitter receptor activity. Lineage: Eukaryota; Metazoa; Chordata; Actinopteri; Beloniformes; Belonidae.
AGGUGGGGGGUGUGGGUGGGUGAGACAGCAAACGAGACAGGAGAGAGUGUGAGCAGGCGAGCGAUCACAGGCUGAACAGAGGAAGCAGCGACUGGAGAGCGAGAGGCAGAGGUACCACAACAUCUGAAAGUUUUUAAACCUGUGAUCACAGUAGCUGAUGCAAAGCAAGGCUGGGGUUUUCUUCCAACACGUGGAAGCGGAGCGUACAAGCCCACAUCAUGGACUGCGUCGGUCUACGACAGAUUUAGGUUUUACAACAACGGGAGGGAUUCUAUUACAUUCUUUUGUGGGGAGCCCCGGAGUCUGAGAAAGCUGGAGGACAUGGAAGAAGACUUCUAGAAGAAGCGGAAAGACUGAAACACGCAGUCUGUUGAACUGUACACCUGGGAGAAAUAAUAACUGAUCUGGAACUUAGAAAAGCUCAGAAGGUCUUACCUUCUCGGGGAGAAGUUGAUACAGUGGAUGACAAGAGUCUCAGCUGCACGCGAAAGGGAGGAUCCUUUUGAACAUCUCGUCGUGGAAGUUGUCCUCAUGCUGGGAUUAUAGCAUUGGAUCUGCUUAUUUUUUUUUUUUUUACCUUUCAAGCAGCAAAUCUACAAGCAAUUUUGAUGAUUUUCUAUAAUAUGUAAGGGAUGAGACAUCUCAUGCGCCGACCUUGAGCCAUCCCACCCUAAUCUGCACCCUCGCCUGUGGGACCAUGCUGACCGAGUGUCCAACGCCAGACAGAGCAGAGCCACGACCCGCACUCAGGCCCGCUGAAAUCUCAGCAGCAACAUGUCUCAGCCAGUCGUGGCACAACUCAGUGAUAACAGCUCACAAUCCGGCGAAGUGACGGAAAUUCAGUUGAAAUGGGCAGCUCUGCUCAUCGUCAUGGUCAUCAUCCCCACUAUCGGAGGAAACAUCCUGGUUAUUCUUGCUGUGUCGCUUGAAAGAAAACUGCAAAAUGCCACAAAUUACUUCCUGAUGUCCCUUGCUGUAGCUGACCUGCUGGUUGGACUCCUAGUGAUGCCAAUUGCACUCGUCACUGUUCUUUACAGCUCUGGAUGGCCUCUUCCUGAAUCUCUCUGUCCGAUUUGGCUCUUCCUGGAUGUGUUGUUCUCCACUGCAUCAAUCAUGCACCUUUGUGCCAUCUCUUUAGAUCGUUAUAUAGCCAUCAAGAAACCAAUCCAGCACAGCCAGUACAAGUCCAGAACCAAAGCAAUGAUCAAGAUUGCACUGGUGUGGCUCAUAUCCAUUUGUAUCGCAAUCCCAAUUCCAAUAAAGGGGCUUACGAACUCCCAUCAUCCCAACAACAUCACCUUCAACAUCAACCACACAUGCUUGCUGAAGCCGGACACCUUCCAGGAAUUUAUCAUAUUCGGCUCCUUGACAGUAUUCUUCAUCCCUUUGAGCAUCAUGAUGGUCAUCUACCUGCUCACUGUGCAGGUGUUGCGCAAAAAGGUUUAUUUGCUCAAGUCAAAAGUGACUCAACGCUUCACUCCCCCUACAAUCUCCACAGUUUUUCAAAGGGAACAGGCAGCGAAUGAAACUGAGCAAAUGAACAUGCUGGAUGUCAGACUACCCAGGAUGCAAGACGACCUGAAUGCGGGCACAAUGAAUGCUCCUACGGAAGAUGAAAUCUCCUUUCGCCGAAUGUCGACAAUGGGCAAAAAGUCAAUGCAGACUCUGAGCAAUGAGCAGCGUGCUUCAAAGGUGCUUGGCAUAGUCUUCCUUCUGUUUGUAGUCAUGUGGUGCCCCUUUUUCAUAACAAACAUCACCUCUGCACUGUGCACCAGAUGUGAUGUUAACAUCAUUUCCCGCCUGAUGGAGAUCUUUGUAUGGGUGGGAUAUGUGUCAUCGGGUAUUAACCCACUAGUCUACACCCUUUUCAACAAAACUUUCAGGGAAGCGUUCACACGUUACAUAACCUGCAAUUACAAAAACACUGCAACGCAAGGGGCAGGACGACAUCCAGCAGCAACUAACGCAGACUGGACCCUCACGGGGAUUUCGUUCAAAUCUUCUAUGGCACAGAACUCAAAACUAUUUGUAAAGCGGGGAAUGAAGAAUGGCAUUGAAGCUGUGAGCUACCAAAGUCCAGCGAGGUGCCGACAAGUGCCUGUACAGUCCCCCGGCGGUGUUGUGCUAGACACGAUACUUCUGACUGGAAAUGAAGAUUUUAAGCAUGAAGAACAUGUAAGCUGUGUAUAGGCAUAUUGGGGGGGGUACUAAUCCAGUUAAAAAAGGAAGGCUUGAUCUGGAUUAGAUUUAAAAGGUGCAAAUUCAAUCUCUCUUAAGACAAAGGCUUGCCUUGAGAAAAAGAAUUGCACGAGUGGGACUUAUUGCUGCUGUUGAGUUGAAUCAUUUAAUGCCAACAAAACUUAUUCUGUUGUUUCUUGAUACCGCUGAUGCUCAAUUAUGUCAGAAAAUUAGUUUAAAUGACAAGUUGAUAUAAUCAAUAGGGUCAAUUUGAUAACACAAAAUGCCACUUUCAAUGCAUAACUCAAACAACCUAUGUGACUGUACCGUAGUGAACACGGGGGUAAAAACAAAAUGUACAAAGCCUUGCAGGUCUGUAAAAGAAGGCAAUAUUGAUAAUGUGAAUUUUCAGCAAGACAGGAUACACAAAGAAAGUUAGACUUUGCAGAUCUUGUAGUAACUUGAGAAAAACCUGCACAAGGAAAGUUAUAACUCCUCAAAAUUCAGGCUCCCAGACACGACAGCCUGGAAACUCUCUGAAUGCUGUAUAUACCACGCUCCCCUUUUCGACUUAAACUGUCUAAAUAUGCUGUAAACCAUCUCAGAUCACAUGCUUUUGUUAAUAAAAUACAACUCUACCUUUGCAAAUUUUUUGGAAAAAAAAAUAUUUGGGAAGCACUUUUCUUUGUGUAUUGCAGCCUGCUGUUUAGACAUGUUAAGAGGUUUGAAAAAAAAAAAAAACUGUAGCUACCAAUAGAACAAAAUCCAGAUUAAAUGGAAAAUUUUAAUAUACCAAUUAAAAGAUUGUAUUGCCCUGAGAGAAGUCUAACAAUUGUAAGCCUCAAC